This is a messenger RNA of Melanaphis sacchari, 549 nucleotides long. RefSeq lists its product as uncharacterized. The coding region runs from base 1 to 549 and encodes 182 amino acids. NCBI's taxonomy places the organism in Eukaryota, Metazoa, Arthropoda, Insecta, Hemiptera, Aphididae. The transcript has a single exon. The record is from RefSeq and is a predicted model, not a curated record.
AUGGCCAUCUGUGAUGCAAACUACUGCUUCACAGUUAUAGAUGUUGGAUCAUUUGAGAAGGAGAGUGAUUGUAAUAUUUUUAAAAAAUCAGCAUUCGGUAAAAAGUUAUAUGGUAAUAAAACUAAUUUUCCACAACCUCAAUGUUUGCCAGGAGAUGAAAGAGGUACUUCACAACCCUUUGUCCUAAUUGGUGACGAAACGUUUGCUUUACACGCUAACCUUUUACGUCCUUUCCCUGGAAGAAGUUUAAACGAUAAAAGGCGUAUAUUUAAUUACCGUCUUUCCAGAGCAAGGCAAAAUAUUGAAUGUACGUUCGGUAUUUUAUCAAACAAAUGGAGGGUAUUCCACACCGCGCUAUUGGUAGAACCAGAUUUCGCUGUAGUAAUAACUAAAGCUUGUUGUGUUUUACACAAUUUUAUUAGGCGUAGAGAUGGAUAUAACACCGAAGAUACUCAAAAUUGUGAAAUGGAAGAUGCAAUAGAAAAAAUUGGAGGGCAACUCAACCUCAGUGGCAAAAGAAAUAAGAGAUUAUUUUGUCGACUAUUUUAA